This is a messenger RNA of Plenodomus lingam JN3, 1617 nucleotides long. The record is from RefSeq and is a predicted model, not a curated record. NCBI's taxonomy places the organism in Eukaryota, Fungi, Ascomycota, Dothideomycetes, Pleosporales, Leptosphaeriaceae.
AUGGCUCGGUGGUUCUUCGAUAUAAUACUGAAGCUAGUACCGGUAGGCAUACUGCCUAAGACCGCCUUUACCCUGACCGUCACUUCUACGAAUAUUGCUGAGAUCGAAGUCAAAGCCAGCGUACCAGAAUACUUUAAUAUAAAAAUGGCUGAGACCUCGCGCCGGACGCUUCUAGAGAAUAUUAAACAAUGUCUUGGCGACAGCGAAUUUUCUGAUUUCAGCAUCAUAUGCGGUACUGAUGUCUACCCCGUCCACAAGGUCAUCCUAUGUGCCCGAUCUAGCGUCUUCCAAAAGGCCAUAAUGUUCCCAGGCAAGGAAUCCUCAGAGCACAAGAUAGACCUCUCCGAAGACGAGCCAGAGCUCGUGAAACGAAUGAUCCAAUACUUCUACGAAGCCGAAUAUUCACCCCUCCUCCCCCCACCACCCAAUCAAACAAUCCACAUCCAACGCGCACCCCACAAUUGCGGCGCCAUUGGCACUGGCUGCCGCAGCAUUGAAAAACUGCGAAGAGUCUGCGACCACCACUAUUGUGGACCCGUUUGUGACUUCACAUGCCAUGCCUACUGCUGCGACAAGUGUAUGGACAUCGACCCCAACCCAGCUUACCUCCUGACCUACUCCAAAAUGUACCAAAUGGCCGACAUGUACGGCAUCCAUGGUCUCAAGCCUCUCUCUGUGGAAAAGUUUUCUCGCGCAUGCUACAAAUUCUGGGAUCAUUCUGCGUUUGUGGACGCGGCGGUGCAUGUGUUUGAAUCUACGCCUGAUCAUGACAGGGGGUUGAGGGACAUUGUAAAACGAACGAUUUCCGAUCAUAUGGGGCUUUUGAGGAAACCAGAAGUCGAGGGGUUUAUGGGGAUGUUUGAGGGAUUGGCAUUUGAGAUAUUGUUCGAGAAGUCGAAGAUGCAUGGAUGGCCGAACAAGAUCAUCCUAGAUGAGUGUAAGAAAUAUCGCGCUUUCAAGUGGAACGGCCGUGUUGGGAUUGCGGGGCAUGAUCAUAGCCAAGCCACUCAAGUGGCAGAAGGGUUGACUUCAAAGUCCUGCCUUGUACAACUUUCGUUCUUCCUCCUUUGGCCAAUAUGGGGAAUGAUAGCGUCGUUAUUCGAGAUCGCAAUGGUUUUUGGAGAUCACUCUGGUCUCGAGGUGGUACCGCAGUCUGAACAUGACGACGCCAGGAAAUACCCAGUCAUGCCAGGCCGCUGCUCAGGAGCAGAAACAGAUAUAAAGGGUAUGCGGAUUAAAAAGGAGGACGUAGGUGUCGCGAUAAUAGUGGUUGUGGGCGCAGGAGGCGGUGGCGUAGGCGGGGCUCUUGCAUCACGAUCAUCCAAUAUAACCAGCAGCAUCCCAUCGACAGAUCCCCAAAGCCCAUUCAAAUCACCAUCUGCAUCUGACGAUGCUAUUCCAUCCUUAUCCGCGACUUCGUCGCCUACCACCUCCACGGCCUCGGUGUCCACAACAUUGGUGGCCGGACCAACAUCCACUCUUCUCCGCGACUGCCCCUCCUCCAAUAACUCCAUCAAUUCAGUCACUGCAGGCGACAGUGUGAUGAAAUUUCGUAAAGUCUGCGAGUUGUCCUAUCUCAAUGCGAACGGUGUCGCUUAUCACUCCGGUACAAAAUAG